AUGCGGCUAACCUUCUGCGGCAUGAAGAACGGUGUGCUACGCCUGAUUUUUGCACUAGACGAGAAGUCGAUGGAGCGUCCUACAAUUGGGGAAGGUAGAAUUGUGAUCCAAGGAUCAAGAGUCCCGGGCGGGCACUCCAGAUUCUAUAACAGGACAUUAUUUGGAAGAUGGAACGCAGAAGAGACCAAAAAGGAUGGCGGGCACGUACGAAGGACAUGGGAUCACCUAGCAUCCGAAUUUCUAAUGUCCUACGAUUUACACUCUAUGAUGGCAUAG
Molecule: messenger RNA, 276 nt
Organism: Pleurotus ostreatus (oyster mushroom)
Lineage: Eukaryota; Fungi; Basidiomycota; Agaricomycetes; Agaricales; Pleurotaceae
Exons: 3
Coding region: 1-276 (91 amino acids)
Source: RefSeq, a predicted model, not a curated record